AUGGAAGGUGAACCCAUCCCGACUCCUGUCCCCAUCCCAAUCAACUCCGCACUCACCUCAUCCACAUCCACGACAUCGCCCAUCCUCCUCGACACCCUCGUCCUCGUCGUCCUCCGUGUAAUCUACUUCUUCCUAUCGCGACGAUUCCUCCUCGCAGCCGUCAACCCUCGUCUUCGAAAUAUCUCUCAACCCGAGGUACUCCUACCAUCGACCAGUGCUACGAAUGAAAGUAGGAGAGAAAGUCGAGCGGACGGUAGUGUGCGAAGGGGCAGUAUAGCCGAAUCAGAUUUAGAUACAGAGGACGAAGCCUUACUGGGAUCUAUGACUCCUACCUCUUCUUAUCCAGGUUCUCCAAUUCAUAAAGACUCGUCCUUGCCUGGUGGUGGGAAAGAUUAUUUUCCUAGGGCAGAACCGUAUAUCAACCCUUCUGGACCUUCAUCCCCUGGUCCAUCUACUUCGAUAUUACCCUCGAUACCAAGAGAAGAUAAUAUAGAGUUACAACAGUUAGGUCUGAAACUCAAGGAAGCUGGAUCGGGCGUGUCGAAAAAGGUGCUUCAACUUACUCAUGGAAGCAAGAAUACGACGUCAAUUUCGUCCUUGCAACAGGGUACGAAGGCUACCAAGAAAGCUACGAGGGGUUUACAUAGAUUUUCUAGGAUGUUGUUUGGGGUUUGUUUUGCCGAGGGAUGUAAUCUUUUGACUUUGGUCAUAUUCCAUGCGGUUGGAAUACUUCAUUCUAGAUCGAGAAGAGUGAAUUUCUCGAUAUCAUUACAUGUCAUCUUGGCCAUCAUCUUACUGGUCGUUCCUUUAGUCCAGUGUCUCUUAUUGACUUAUAGAUCUAGAGAAUCUUCAUCCGCCUCUACUAAACCCUCACGUUCGACAUCCCUAUCCUUCACUUCACGUCUCCUAAUAUCCCUUAUCCCAUUUACCUUAUACAUAUUCCUCUUCACCAGAAUCCCACCUUACAUCACGGCUAUACCCAUCACCCCUGCCCCUGUCCCGCCUACACCAGUCCUCGAAGUGGAUGAUCCAUCGUCUACCGCCUCGACAAUCGAUGAAGCUAUCGUGCAGUGGUCCACAUCAGGUCCAGAGGGGUGGGAACAAGGUGGAUGGCUCGCUCCUAGCUUAGGAAGGGUGGUGGUAUUGGGUGUACUGGUAUUAGGUAGUUUAUCGGGUUUUGGAGCGGUCAGAUCGGCUUGGAACUUCUUUGAACAUGCUAUAGGAGCUGGAAGUCGCUCUCUGACGGAUAACGAUAUCUUACAAGCUGAACGAUCACUGUAUCGUGUACGACAUGACUUGGUGACGAAGAGAGAAGAGAUUGCUCGUGUCGAAGCGACGAGUGGUACCAGUACGCCCGCCAGAGGAGGGUGGAUGGGAAGGAUGUUUGGAAGUCAGAACCAAGAGGCUAUCUCGUUGCAAGCUGAACUAAGUGGAUUGAAAACGAUGGAACAUCAAGUAUCGAAAUCACUCAAAGCUAUGAAACUGAGAAAGAAACAUCAAGAUUUCGGUCAAACAUUCCGAGGACAGCUGUACAAUCUCUUCGGAUAUGUAUUUGCCACCUAUUGUGCGGCUCGACUAAUCAUGUGUCUCCCCUCCCUGUUUUUCGCACCAUUGACAAGCUCCCAGGCGUCCUCCGAUACCCCACAAGAAGGAAAAGGCAAUACCAAUGGAGACUGGAUAUCUUUCCUACUAGCAUUGGCUAUAUCGAAAUUACCAGCUGGAUCAAUCGAUAUCGACGUUCCAUCAUGGAGUAGAUCAAUCUCAAUUAUCUUAACGGGAGUAUUGAUCUUGUCUAGUUUGGCACAAGUCAUGAGGAGUCUAAACAAAGUGUUGAGAUUGACCAGUAAGACCGUUGGAGCGGGUUUCUUGCUAUUGAGUUUAGGUCAAUUAUUCGCAACAUACGUUAUAUCCCUCCUCGUUCAACUUCGUACUUCCCUCCCACCUGCACCUCUCGAAGAAGCCAACUUAUCAACUUACCUUGACCCAGCUCAAACGGACCAUUCUUUAUUAUCCACAUUACCAGAUUUCCGAGUUUUCGGUAGACUCUUCGACGUAACUUUCCUAUUCGCUGCUCUUGGUACGGCUCUAUAUAGGUAUAUAGCUAUGAAAGUCAAUGGCGCAGAUGACGUAGGUGAAAUUUAUAGAUUAUAG
This is a messenger RNA of Kwoniella botswanensis, 2151 nucleotides long. RefSeq lists its product as uncharacterized. The record is from RefSeq and is a predicted model, not a curated record. The transcript is spliced from 8 exons. Lineage: Eukaryota; Fungi; Basidiomycota; Tremellomycetes; Tremellales; Cryptococcaceae. Gene Ontology annotation, cellular component: membrane. The coding region runs from base 1 to 2151 and encodes 716 amino acids.